Molecule: messenger RNA, 3322 nt
Organism: Gadus chalcogrammus (walleye pollock)
Lineage: Eukaryota; Metazoa; Chordata; Actinopteri; Gadiformes; Gadidae
Product: NACHT, LRR and PYD domains-containing protein 12-like
Exons: 8
Molecular function (GO): protein binding
Source: RefSeq, a predicted model, not a curated record
UCAGAGGGGGAGGAGGAGGAGGAGGUGGAUGGUAAGAAAGAGGAGCAGAGGAGGCGGGCCAUAGAGGGAGUGGUAGACAUCACAAAGCUCUGCCUGAUGGAGAUGAACCAGGAGGAACUGGCCGACACACUGUGGGGUGGAGCUGUUGCUGUUGGGUGCCAACAUAAAAUCAAGUCUCAUCUGAGGGAGAAGUUCAGGAAUGAGUUUGAGGGAAUUGCUAAAGCAGGACAGCCAACAGGUCUGAAUGACUUCUACACCGAGCUCCUCAUCACAGCGAGAGGCAGUGGAGAGGUCAACCAGGAACAUGAGAUCAGACUUAUUGAAACAGCCUCCAGGAAACCAGCCAGGGAGGAAACACAGAUCAAAUGCGAAGACAUCUUUAAACCCUUAGCUGGACAAGAUCAACCAAUCAGAACAAUAAUGACAACGGGAGUGGCCGGCAUUGGUAAAACCGUAUUAACCCACAAGUUCACUCUGGACUGGGCGGAAGGCAAAGCCAACCACGACAUACACUUCACAUUUCUCUUGACUUUCAGAGAGCUGAAUUUACUGAAAGGGAAAGAGUUUAGCUUGGUGGAACUUCUUCAUUACUUCUUCAUUGAAACCAAAAUAGCAGCAAUCUGCAGAUUUGAAUGGUUCCAAGUUGUCUUCAUCUUGGAUGGUCUAGAUGAGUGCCGACUGCCUCUGGACUUCCAGAACAACCAGAGCUGGACUGAUGUCACAAUGCCGACCUCGGUGGACGUGCUGCUGACAAACCUCAUCAGGGGCAACCUGCUUCCCUCCGCUCGCAUCUGGAUAACCACACGCCCUGGGGCAGCCAAUAAGAUCCCUGCUGAGUGUGUUGACAUGGUGACAGAGGUGAGGGGCUUCAAUGACUCACAGAAGGAGGAGUACUUUCAGAAGAAAUUCAGCGAUGAGACACUGGCCAGCACAAUAAUCUCCCAUGUCAAGAAAUCACGAAGCCUCCACAUCAUGUGUCACAUCCCAGUCUUCUGUUGGAUCUCUGCAACUGUUCUUGAAGACCUCUUCCAACCAUCCCAGAGAGUAAAAGAGAUGCCUAAGACUGUGACCCAGAUGUACAUCUACUUCCUGAGGGUUCAGUCCAUACAGGCGGACAUGAAGUACCAUGGGAGAGCUGAAAAAGAUCUAGACUGGAGUUCAGAGAGCAGGGAGAUCAUUGUUUCUCUUGGAAAACUGGCUUUUAACCAGCUGGAGAAAGGCAACCUAAUCUUCUACGAGACAGACCUGGCAGAGUGUGGCAUCGAUAUCAGAGCAGCCUCAGUGUACUCAGGAGUGUUCACCCAGAUCUUUAAAGAGGAGUGUUGGCUGUACCAGGACAAGGUGUUCUGCUUUGUCCAUCUGAGCAUCCAGGAGUUUCUAGCUGCACUUUAUGUCCUUCAGUCCUUCAUCAACACUGGUGUCAAUCUAUUCUCAGAAGAACCAGCUACCCCCGGCAAAGAUGAACUCUUCCUCUACCAGAGUGCUGUGGACAAGGCCUUACAGUGUGAGAACGGACACCUGGACUUGUUCCUCCGCUUCCUCCUGGGCCUCUCUCUGGAGACCAAUCAGAAACUCCUACGAGGUCUGCUGGGAAAGACAGGAAGUAGAUCAAUGACAACUCAGUUUAAACAAGGUCUGCUUUGGCUGACAGGAAGACAGCCCAAUCAGAGAACAGUCUGUUACAUCAAGGAGAAAAUAAAUGGAGAUAUCCCUCCAGAGAGAAGCAUCAAUCUGCUCCACUGUCUGAAUGAGUUGAACGACCCUUCUCUAGUGGAGGAGAUCCAACAGUCCCUUACAUCAGGAAGACUAUUCAUGGAAUCUCUCUCCCCUGCUCAGUGGUCUGCUCUGGUCUUCAUCUUACUGUCGUCAGAUGAGGAGCUGGAUGUGUUUGACCUGAAGAAAUACUCAGCUUCAGAGGAAGGUCUUCUGAGGCUGGUGCCAGUGGUCAAAGCCUCCAAAAUAUCUCUGCUGAAUGACUGUCUUCUGUCAGAGAGAUGCUGUGAAGCUCUGGCCUCAGUUCUCAGCUCCAGCGCCUCUAGUCUGAGAGAGCUGGACCUGAGUACCAAUGAUCUGCAGGAUUCAGGAGUGAAAUUGCUCUCUUCUGGACUGGGGAGUCCACACUGUACACUGGAAACUCUCAGGCUGAAUGGCUGUCAGCUGUCAGAGAGAUGCUGUGAAGCUCUGGCCUCAGUUCUCAGCUCCAACUUCUCUAGUCUGAGAGAACUGGACCUGAGUACCAAUAAUCUGCAGGAUUCAGGAGUGAAGCUGCUCUCUGCUGGACUGGGGAGUCCCCACUGUACACUGGAAACUCUCAGCUUAUCUGGCUGCCUGGUCACUCAGGAAGGCUGUGCCUCUCUGACCUCAGCUCUGAGCUCCAACCCCUCCCAUCUGAGAGCGCUGGACCUGAGCUACAAUCACCCAGGAGACUCAGGAGCUACGCUGCUCUCUGCUGGACUGGAGGAUCCACGUUGGAGGCUUGAAACUCUCAGUGUGGACCACGGUGGAGUGGUGAGGCUGAAACCAGCUCCACAGAGGUAUGCCUGUGAACUCACACUGGACCCAAACACAGCCCACAGACAACUCUCUCUGUCUGAGGACAACAGAAAGGUGACAGUGGUUGGAGAGGACCAGUCGUAUCCUGAUCACCCAGAGAGGUCGGACUUCCAAUACCAGGUGUUGUGUAGAGAGGCUCUGACUGGCCACUGUUACUGGGAGGCAGAGUGGGAAGGAGAUGUUCGUAUUGGAGUGACAUCCAGACGAAGCACAAGGAGAGGAGAGGGUGUUAAAUCUUUAGAUGAAGAUGGUUACUUUGCCUACUUCAGUCAUAGGACAGACACUGGCUCUAACAGAGUAGGACUGUAUCUGGACCGAUCCGCUGGCACUCUUACAUGCUACAGAUAUUACCCAGAUGUAGGAGGUUCCUUUGACAGACUGCCAGAUAUCAGCAUCCAUAACAUCUUUACCCAGGAGGUUCUCUACACUGCGUUUGGGUUAUUGAGUUAUGGUGCCUCAGUGUCUCUGUGUCGGUUGUAGCCAAACACACACAUGCAUAUAUCAACCCACACAUACACAGGCAAACAGACUAACACAAUUCUAUAACACACCUAACUAAACACACACAUAUAUGAAUACAUACACUACACAAACAUAUAUGACUACACAUACAAACACACACUUAUAUGAAUGCACAGGUGCACAUUCAUAUAUUCCCCAAGCACACACACACACACACACACACACACACACACACACACACACACACACACACACACACACACACACACACACACACACACACACACACACACACACACACACACAC